This is a messenger RNA of Xiphophorus maculatus (southern platyfish), 7498 nucleotides long. RefSeq names its product syntaxin-binding protein 5-like (gene stxbp5b). Gene Ontology annotation, cellular component: SNARE complex; plasma membrane; cytoplasm. NCBI's taxonomy places the organism in Eukaryota, Metazoa, Chordata, Actinopteri, Cyprinodontiformes, Poeciliidae. The record is from RefSeq and is a predicted model, not a curated record. Gene Ontology annotation, molecular function: myosin II binding; GTPase activator activity; syntaxin binding. The transcript is spliced from 29 exons. Gene Ontology annotation, biological process: regulation of exocytosis; regulation of protein secretion. The coding region runs from base 274 to 3933 and encodes 1219 amino acids.
CCGUAGCCAGCUCGCUACCCGCUGAGCGCUGGCUGGUGAGGCAGCUCGCCGAAGCGAUUGAUCCCCCAUCAAAUAACGUUAAAGCUCGCCUCCUGAAUGGCGGAUUAACACGGCUAUCGGAAGGGACACUGUAAAUCAAUGCUUGUGACUCGGGCGCGUUUAGGGAGUGCGUUGGCAACACCCUCCGUAACAUGUGAGAUGUGCAGAGAAAGAUAUUAACUGUGCGUUAUUUCGGCUAACUAGCUAGCAGCUACCCCCGUCUCAAUCCAAUUAAUGGUAGCUCGCUCGGUCUGUUUUCUUCCAAGCGUCGCGUCUGUAACGGGGGGGGGAGGAAACAUGAAGAAGUUUAACAUAAGGAAGGUGCUGGACGGCUUGACAGCGGCGUCUUCUUCUUCCUCCUCCGCAACUGCUCAGCCGGGUACUCCCAGGGAAAACGAUGUUGUCCAGGAGACUCUCCAGUCGGAACAUUUUCAGCUGUGCAAGACCGUGCGUCAUGGCUUUCCAUAUCAACCGUCCUCGAUGGCUUUUGACCCCGUGCAGAAAAUCCUGGCCGUCGGGACUCAGACCGGAGCUUUGAGGCUGUUCGGCCGUGCCGGUGUGGAGUGCUACUGUCAGCAUGAGAGCGGGGCUGCUGUCAUCCAGCUCCAGUUCCUCAUCAAUGAGGGGGCGCUGGUGAGUGCCUUAGCUGAUGACAGCAUCCAUCUGUGGAACCUGAGGCAAAAAAUUCCAGCUAUCCUGCAUUCUCUCAAGUUCAACCGGGAGAGAAUCACAUACUGCCACCUGCCCUUCCAGAGCAAAUGGCUGUACAUCGGCUCAGAGCGAGGAAACAUCCACAUCGUCAACGUGGAGUCCUUCACCCUCUCAGGCUAUGUCAUCAUGUGGAACAAAGCCAUCGAAUUAUCCACCAAGACGCACCCAGGGCCUGUUGUGCACAUUAGUGAUAACCCCAUGGACGAGGGCAAGCUUCUGAUUGGAUUUGAGUGUGGGGUCGUGGUGUUGUGGGAUUUGAAGUCCAAGAAGGCUGACUACCGCUACAAUUAUGAUGAGGCGAUCCACUCGGUUGCUUGGCACCACGAGGGGAAACAGUUUGUCUGCAGCCACUCCGAUGGUACUCUGACCACGUGGAAUAUACGCGCCCCGGCUAAGCCUGCACAGAUCAUCACGCCACAUGGAAAGCAGCCUAAGGAUGGAAAAAAGCCAGAGCCGUGCAAGCCUAUUCUAAAAGUGGAGUACAAAACUACAAGAGCUGGGGACCCGUUCAUGGUUCUGUCCGGAGGGCUGUCGUACGACACAGUGGGGAGGAGAGCCUGUUUGACUGUGAUGCACGGGAAGAGCACUGCCGUCCUGGAGAUGGACUAUCCCAUUGUAGAUUUCAUAACGCUCUGCGAAACUCCAUAUCCAAACGACUUUCAGGAGCCUUACGCAGUGGUGGUCCUCCUCGAGAAGGAUUUAGUUGUAAUAGAUCUUGGACAAAUUGGGUAUCCGAUAUUUGAGAGCCCCUACCCUCUCUCCAUCCACGAGUCACCGGUGACGUGUUGCGAGUAUUUUGCCGACUGCCCCUCUGAACUCAUUCCUGCACUUUACUCUGUCGGCAGCCGGCAAAAGCGACAAGGCUACAGCAAGAAGGAAUGGCCCAUUAGUGGUGGAAACUGGGGCCAAGGCACACAGACUUACCCAGAGAUUAUCAUCACAGGGCAUGCCGAUGGGUCAAUCAAAUUUUGGGAUGCUUCUGCGUUAAUGCUUCAAGUACUGUACAAGCUGAAGACUGCCAAGGUGUUCGAGAGGGCCCGGGGUAAGGAGGAGAAGCCGAGCACCGACAUCGUGGACGAGGACCCGUUUGCCAUCCAGACCUUGUUCUGGUGUCCGGAGAGCAGGAUGCUGUGCGUGGCUGGAGUUUCUGCGCACGUCAUCAUCUACAGGUUCAGCAAACAGGAAGCCACCACUGAAGUUGUUCAGCUGCUGGAGGUUCGGAUGCAGUGCGAGUUCAGCGAGGCCGACUCCCCCGAUCCGGGCGGAGAGCAGACCCCCACCCUGCCGACCUCCGCAGCUUCCUCCAGCCCUCAGGAGGCCGAGCCCCCGAACCAGCUCACUGCAGGUGUCAACUCCUCCGAAGGAGCCAGAGACAAUAUACCAUGCCUUCAGGUGCGGAGCUCCCCGCUGAAGCAGUCUCCGGGCUACCAGGUGGAGCUGGUGGUCCAGCUGGUGUGGGUGAGCGGGGAGCCGCCUCAGCAGAUCACCAGCCUGGCAGUCAACUCCUCCUUCGGCCUCGUGGUGUUCGGGAACAGCAACGGUCUGGCAGUGGUGGACUACGUCCAGAAGACCCUGCUGCUCAACCUGGGCACCUCGGAGCUGUACAGCCCGUCGGACCCCUGCCAGAGGCAGCCUCGCUCCCCGCGGAAACCACGCCAGCCUUCUGGAGGAUUUUGCGACUCCAACGACGGGUCUAACAACUCAGAGGACCGGUGCAAAUCACCCACGUCAGGAUCUACCUCACCCUACAAUUCAGACGAUGAACGAAAACAGAACUUCAUAGAGAAGGUGAAGUUAAAAAGCAGACGCUUUUCCAAGACGGUUGCCAAUGACUUUGCCAAGAUGUCGCGGAAAAUUAGCUCGUCUGGUGAGCAAAAGCUAGAUCUGGAUGUGUCUGCCCCGGACGCAGAGGAUCGCUCCCACCGGUGGUCCCCUUGGUUGUGCAAAUGGCCCGUUGGUAGUAUGAAAAAUGGCAAGCUGGCGGCCAGGAUGACCCGGAAGUUGAAUGUGCAUAAAACUAAGUCAGACCCGCACCGAUAUGGGAAGGAUAACGCAUUCACCCGCUCGCGUAGCUCAAGCGUAACCAGCAUAGACAGAGAAUCUCGAGAGGCCAUCUCCUCCUUUUACUUCUGCGAGAGUUUCCCCAGGAAGUCGGGCAGCCUGGCCAGCCCCUGUCUGCUGGUGGGGACCACGCAGGGCUCCGUGAUGAUGGUGGCCCUCAGCCUGCAGCCGGGCGGCGACCAGAAGCUCCAGCAGCCGCUCAACUUUGCCUCCUGCGGCACCUUGGUCCAACUCAAAGGAGGCAUCCUGACCAUGGCCCUGCUGGAUGCUGCUGGAACUAUGCUGCCCCCUUCCUGUGAAGCGUGGUACGACCCCAACGCCUCCGACGAAGAGAAAGAGAAAGAGAAGACCCGGAGGCGCAGGCCGGCCACGCCUCCGUCCUCACAGGAAGGCCAGGACUCCCAGUUUGCCGUGCUGUGUUCGGAGAAGCAGGCCAAUGUUUUGGCCAUGCCGUCCCAAACCAGCAUCUACAAACACAACAUCACAGAGACCUCGUUUGUGCUGCGCGCCGACGUGGUGCAGAUGGCCGGGGCUUACUGCAUCGCCUGUUUCUGUGCCAACGGCCACAUUAUGACCCUGAGCUUGCCCAGUCUGCGGCCUCUGCUGGACAUCAACUACUUGCCGCUGACAGAUAUGCGGAUAGCCAGAACGUUUUGCUUCUCUAACUUGGGCCAGGCUCUGUACCUGACCUCCCCCACCGAGAUCCAGAGGAUCACCUACAGCCAGGAGACGUGCGACAACCUUCAGGAAAUGCUCAGCGAGUUAUUUACCCCCGUGGAGACGCCGGAGGCUCCGAACAGAGGCUUUUUCAAAGGCCUUUUUGGUGGAGGAGCUCAGUCUUUGGACAGGGAAGACCUCUUCGGUGAAACGGCGGCCGGUAAGGCCUCGCGUAGCCUGGCCCAGCACAUCCCAGGCCCGGGCAGCAUGGAGGGCAUGAAGGGUGCAGCGUCCGGGGUGGUGGGCGACCUCGCCCGUGCCCGGGUGGCGCUGGACGAGAGAGGGCAGAAACUGGGAGAGCUGGAGGAGAGGACGGCAGCCAUGAUGGCCAGCGCGGAGUCCUUCUCGAAACACGCCCACGACAUGAUGGUGAAGUACAAAGAUAAAAAGUGGUACCAGCUCUGAUGACAGCGAGCGGAGCGCUGGACUCUGUUGUCAUGCACACCAGUAUCUCCGGGGAGCUGGGGUUCCUCCUCUUAUAUUCUCUCUUUUUUUUUUUUCCGCGCGGGCGGCCGGGCGGGCUGGGGUUGCUCUGCUCAACAGAAUCAUGCUCUUUCUCUCAGCACAAUAAUCUUCACUCUCCAUUACUCCAGUCGACAGAGAGGAGGAGCGAACUCCUUGGCUUCUCUUCCUCCGUUUCACCCGACAGUGAUAGAAGAUCGAAAUAUAUCCACACCUGUUGCUUGUCGAGCAAAGACAGGAAGGGAGGAGGGACAGUUCUGCAAAUAUAAUGUACUCUGGGUGGCCUGGCUGCACUUUCCCAGCCCCCUUUGUUUCCUUUCUAAGCCCUUUAUUGUGUCUGCCAAACACAGCGAACUUAAACGAGGAGAAAAGUCUGAUCCUUCGAAACGAAUCGAGUGAACACGUGAGGUUCCACAGGAGUGACUGGGAAGGACUUCUGUUUCGUUUUUCUGUUCUGAAUCAUCCUUUUUCUCCGGUUUAGCCAUCUAGAAAGAGCCUUGAAGCACUUAGAGUAGUAGAGUAGAUAAGUUGGACAAACAGAUGCUGGAUCUGUUGCCUCUUAACUGAACAAGGGCUGGUAGUUCAGUAGUUUGCCGUCGUCCUUUUCACAUCUACCGAGUCGCUUUUUGGGCGAGAAUGUUUUCUGAGUCACUUUGGGUUUUUAUUUAAGGUAGAAAAAUAUUUUGGCAUUGAAGAUUGUGUGUUGGGCAUUAAAAGUUAUGUGAGCGCAAAAAAAAAAAAAAAGUGCUAAAAAUGUUUACCCCCAAUGAAGAGUUUACAUCGUUCUCUAACAAAUGGGUUGAGACACUGGAAAACCCCCGAGUGCUGUAGUCAGAUCUUGUGACAGGCUAAACAAAGAUUGUCGGUAGUUUAACAAGGAUAAAUGUUUGUGGGUUGUUUUUUUUUUUUUUAGAAGUUUUCUGGGAUAAAAAUCAACCUUUUUUUCAUCCUGGUGUAGCUGAAGAUAAUUUUUGUCUUUUUUUUUCAAGAAAAAGUGUGUUUCUCUUACAGCACAAUGGAAGUGGUGAUGCUGUUUGUGUUGGUAGACAUGACCGAGCACAGUCACUUGCUCACUGUGCCACAGCUUGUCUCUCUAUGAACUGCUCUUUUAAACACUCUCUCUCUCUUUUUUUUGUUUUUGUUUGUUUGCCUUUGCCUCAUGAAGCGUAAACGCCAACUUCUAGCUAUGUGUACGCUACUGUGACUUGCAAAAGUAUUCAUCCCUCGUGAGCUUUUCCUCGUCAAAGAAGCGGGUAGCUGUGGAGGUUUAGGAGUGUUUUAGAUGGUUUUCGUGUUUACAAAUUCAAAUCUGUAAAUUGUGGUAUGUUUUGGUUUUCAGCCCCGUCUUUAUUAUGAUUUUUUUUGGGUGUGUGAUUUUUAACAUUUCAACCAACGUUGACUAGCUCAUUCUCACAAAGCAUACAUCAAACCUUUGACUGUAUGCUUUGGCUCGUCGCCGCUCUUCGCCACAGAACUCUGUUGCGGCCUUUGUUCAAUACAAAAAGUCCCACAGGAUGAUACUCCCACCACCGUGGUGUUUUUAGGGUGACGUGCAAUGUUUCUGACUCCAGUUUGCUGUGAGAUGUUCAAAACUGAAGCUUCUCCGCAGUUGUAUCCCCGGCCUGUCCCUUAUCUUUUUUUGGUCUUUGCGAAAUUUGUUUGCAAUUGCUCUUCACAGAUCAGCCAUAUUUUAUUCCAAGCUUAAACUACACGCAGUUCCACUCCUUUUGCUAAUUAGGUGAUUUAUUAGUCACCUAAUUAGUUGCACUUUUUAUUUAGUGGUAUCAUAUCAUAAAAAAGAGGCUGAACAGGCAAUAGAUUUUCAUUAAGGACAAUGAAGUUUGUGACUUAGUGAAGUAUAAAAAAGGUUCCAAAGGGUGUGAAUACUUUUGCUAAGCGUUGUACAGGUUUGUGUUUGUGAACAUGCGUAUACGAAGGAAUAUGUGUAGUACGGCCGCUUUAUUGAUGCAGUGCAUUACAUCAGAUCUCUACAGGUUUAAUUCAUUUUUGCUGGAGUGUUUUGUCGAAAAAGACUCAACCUUUUUGUUUCCUUUCACAAGCUGCAAGGACCUGCUGCUGUUGUACGCCAACAUAGGAGAAGCAAAACUUCGUCAGGCCAAAUUGCUGCCAAAUGUUGUAAAUAGCGCGACGGUUUGACGCGAAUCUGAGCUUCGGCAACAAUGUACGCUUGCGGCCAUGUUGUUUUCUGACACCAAAGAGUUACCUUUAUUUCACAGAGUUGUCUUUAUUUAUGUGUUUUUCCCCUCCGGAAUACUAAGAGCGUAUUUUGACACUCGUCGAAGUCUACUGUGUACACAAAGGAGAGCAGACUGACUUUUUUUUGUUUGUUUUUUUUGGGGGGUGGAGGGAUUUGUUUUUCUCGUAUAAGCACGACACUUUUCUCACCACCUCGACCUGUUUUUAUUUAUUUUAUUUUUUUCUGUUCAGAAAGGUGAGCAGCAAUAGCUGCAGGAGUUUCUUUCCAAACUGAUUGAUCCACCGGAGAGAAAAAUCCAGAACCGUCGGCUGGAAAAGACGGAAACGUCUCAACCCUGCGGUGGAUUACGCAGCAGUUUUCAAAGAAACCCUUCACUUGUCAGACAGCUGAUUUUAAUCUACUCCACCUCAUACUACUGAGAUAAACCCAUGUGGAAGAGAAAAACAUAUGUGGGUUUUGCACUAUUUUUUGUACUCUGUAAAAUUUUGCUAUGAUUUUCAAUGUGUCCCAUUUUCCUUUUUUUUUGGAAGGACAAAAACAUCGUAAACUUGUGCUUAUUUAUAUCAUUCGCUGAUUACGAUGAUUUUUUCAUUCUCAGAUUUUGUUCAUGUCCGAUUAAAGAAACUAUAAAAUAUUUAUAUUUUAAAACAAAACAAAAAAUAAUAAUAUAUAUGUACAGUAUAUAUAAAUGAAUAUAUACUUUUAUUUCAACAAUCUAUUAAAAUAAGUACCUUUAUGUCAUUUUGAGAUGGAGGAAGUGACGUUUAUGUCCAACCAAUGGCUCUUCAUAACUCGUCGUCAUUCAGAAACCAUUUUCCUGUACGUAUCCAAGUCGCUCAUCCGAUUUUAAAGCUUUGCUACUGCAGCAGGAUCGCCUCCUUCUGCUGGGCUGUUUCUACGAAAAGUGUGGCCUCGACUUUAAAAGUGCUUCAGUUUGCAACUUGUACGUCCUAAAUGGCCUCUUAUUGCACAUUGAAGGAUGCAUGAUAUUACGUGUUUACAAACUUGAAACGACCAUGUAUUAUCCCUCUUAGAGAUCGUCUGCUCUGGCAUUUGUAUUUAGCACCACGUUGAACAAAAAAUCCUGCAGUUUUUCGUUUCGCCUCCCUCAUCCGAUCAUGCGGUCACCGUUUGCUUCAGAGAACUUCUUGCUUUCCCUCCCUCUGCGCUGUAGAAACGCGUCCCGCAGUCGAGCAUCGUGCCGGAGAGCUCUCGCCAUACUUCCAUCCGUCUUCUGGGAUGACGAACAUCUGUGGAGUUGCAGUAUUUUGUUUGGCAAAAAAAAAAAAA